UUGUCAUUGGUGUGCUUUAUGUACCGACGGAGGUCAGCGUCCACUCCUGCUGCAGUCUAGUUACACUGUUGGUGCCCCACACCCCUGUGGUCCAUCCUAGUGGGGACAAGAAAGUUAAUGGCUGGAUAUAGUUAAUGAAACCAGCCAGGAAGAAGUAACAGCAGUGAGAACAACCAAAGAGUUCACAGCAGUAGAGAGCAACAUACCCACCAUGGCGUUCAGGAGUGGGCGUCUGGCGUCCCGGGGAAGAAAGGGCAGCCUCCACGCUGGACCGACGCCAGAAGAACGACUCCAGAGACUCAACGACGCCAUCAAUGCUAUCACUACCGACGAUGUCCGCACUGUAGUGUCGUGCAUUCCAGGCAACAUAGAGGUGGGUGCGGUUUACGACCUGGUGCUGGGUGCUGCCUCAAGUGGUAGUCCCAGGAGAGUGAGGGCCACACUGCUGCAUGUGGCCCUGUACCACAGUGCUGCACACUGUGCCAAGCUCCUCCUCCACUUGGGAGCUCCAACUGAAGCCCCUGAGAGUCAACUUGGUGACCGGGCACUUCACUCAGCAAUUAGGCUGGGCCACUAUGACUUGGUGAUGAUGUUGCUGGAAUAUGGGGCCUCACCGACCUCCGUUAACGCCUCCCUCGACACCCCUCUCCACCUGGCCGCCGAGAAGGGCCUAGUGCAUGUGGUCAGGACCUUGCUGGACGCUGGGGCUCACCCUGCUGUUAGGAACAGGUACCAGGAGACACCAUGGGACGUGGCCACGCUGGCUGGAUCACCCUCAUCCAACGUCUGUGCGGACCUCAUACUUACCAAACACCUGCAGAACAAAGACCAACACAAACUGCCCAUCCUCUAAAUGCCUGUUACAUAAGUUAAUGGAGAAGUGCUAAACCUGUAGGGGUCAUACAGCCCCGGGGAAUGGGAUCAGGGGACCUUUACCAGCAUCGAGAGAGAUUGGCGGUGAAGGUUGGGGGGAAUUUUAACGCUUAUUGUAGAGUGAUUAGAUUAGCUCCAGUUCCUUUACGUCUGGGUAUCCUUGAUUCUAUUGUUUUUAAUAUUUUGAACUGGUGAGUUUUUCUGCCUCGCGAAUAUGCAAGAUGACAGACGAAUCUUAAUUUUUUUACCUGUUCUUUACUGUAAGAUGCUCAGUAAGUGAAGACAGAAACACAAGAGGUUGAUUGAUCUGUAUAUUUCGAUCCCCUUCUGGGAUCCUCAGCAUAAUAAUAAUAAUAAUAAUAAUAAUAAUAAUAAUAAUAAUAAUAAUAAUGAUAUAGGAUUAGUUGAGAUUUUGGGCAUACUUUACAGAAAGCCCCUGGUUAUGGAGAGUGGAACAUAAUUUUUUAAAAGGGCUGACGGGUCAACCAGGGAAAGGCCUCGGUCAGCUGACCAAAAGCUCCAGUGGUGGGUCAUUAUAUGACCCACCACUUUCAAUUACUCAGAUAUGGUAAACACGAGGAAAUUAAAUCUUCAUCAGAGUACAAAACAAAUUCUGGCCACAAAAUAGAGCGAAACACCAACGUCAAAGACCUGGGAGUGAUCAUGUCGGAGGAUCUCACCUUCAAGGACCAUAACAUUGUAUCAAUCGCAUCUGCUAGAAAAAUGACAGGAUGGAUAAUGAGAACCUUCAAAACUAGGGAGGCCAAGCCCAUGAUGACACUCUUCAGGUCACUUGUUCUAUCUAGGCUGGAAUAUUGUUGCACACUAACAGCACCUUUCAAGGUAGGUGAAAUUGCUGACCUAGAAAAUGUACAGAGAACCUUCAUGGCACGCAUAACGGAGAAAAAACACCUCAAUUACUGGGAGAGCUUGAGGUUCCUAAACCUGUAUUCCCUGGAACGCAGG
Molecule: messenger RNA, 1839 nt
Organism: Cherax quadricarinatus
Lineage: Eukaryota; Metazoa; Arthropoda; Malacostraca; Decapoda; Parastacidae
Product: ankyrin repeat and SOCS box protein 8
Biological process (GO): positive regulation of transcription by RNA polymerase II
Cellular component (GO): nucleus
Molecular function (GO): protein binding; transcription cis-regulatory region binding
Source: RefSeq, a predicted model, not a curated record